Molecule: messenger RNA, 1995 nt
Organism: Acanthocheilonema viteae
Lineage: Eukaryota; Metazoa; Nematoda; Chromadorea; Rhabditida; Onchocercidae
Source: the annotation of a GenBank genome assembly
AUGGCUGUUAUCAAUGAACAAGGAGAACCGGGCGCAUUUUUUAUGUGCACCGAAACAUCACCCCGUUGCUAUAUCAUCCAACGGGUGAAUUCUAAUAAUAUUGAUCGCAUGUUGGAUGACAUGAUGGUGCCAUCUGGUGAAUGCGACACACCUCCUACACCAAUGUUACCUUGGUGGUUUACAGCGGAAUGCGAGAAUCAACUCCUGGCUGCAUCGGACCCACCUCUAAUGCAGAUGCCGAUGAAUAUCUCUGCGACGCUACCUGUACCACCACCGCCACUACCGCCACCUCCACCAUCUUUAUCAAGGGUAGCUUCACCGACUCAGCAAAUAGUUUCAACCGCACCUGUUUCCCAAUCUCCUGAACAAAUUAAGCAGCAGCUUAAAGCUCAGCUGGAAUAUUAUUUCUCAAGGGAAAAUUUGAUGACUGAUAGGUUUCUACGGUGUCAGAUGGACAACGACCAAUAUGUACCAAUACAAAUUAUUGCCAACUUCCCAAAAGUUAAACGACUCACUAAUGACUACAAUUUGGUUGUGAAAGUAUUGCGAGAAUCAUCUCAGGUACAGGUUGAUGAAGAAGGACAACGGGUACGAGCGGUUUCAAAACGGUGCACUAUUAUCUUGCGUGAAAUACCUGAAUCCACAGACGAGAAGGAAGUAGCAUCAAUGUUUGUUGGUGCGCCAUCAUAUCUCAGCCUGCAAUACGGCCUCAAUAAUAGCUGGUAUGUGACGUUCGAGUCGGAAGAAGCUACGGAACGUGCAUUCUUGCACUUGCAGAAUCUCGGCAAGACUUUCAACAAUAAACCGAUCUGCGCACGAAUAAAAACAGGUGGCGCCCCAUAUUCAGAACCAUUGAACUUGAUUACGGAUCGAUCUCCAUCUGCCGUGCCGUCGGAAAUUUCGGGUGACCCCAUUGUGUCUGUUCCGGUCGCGCCUACUCCUUCACCAUGUUCAUCCGAUAGUUUCGAUUUGGGCCAAAUUCUGGCCAGUUACGGGUACGUACCAUGUGCAACUUUUAAGCCUGGUACAACGGUUGUUUAUAUCACUUCUGUAACUUCUAAUCGAAGUGUCAAUCAUAAUCGAUUGCGAGGUGCUGGCACUACUGGACUAAAUAAUUCUAAUUUUCGAGGUUCCAGUUCCAGAGUGCGAACUGGUUUCGUGUAUAAUCAGCGAGUCUGCACCAGCGAUCAUCGUGAUUUUAGUACAAGUAAUAAUUAUCAGCAUGGAGGAGGUCGGCGAAACAAAAACCAUGGUGACGCUCAUCGUGAUGGUUAUCGGGAUAGAAACAACGAUUCUCUAACCUUUGUUCGCCCUCGUGGCCGGCAAAAUCGUCUUAAUAAUUUUUAUUCUGGUCGGUUUUUCAUUGGCACAGUGCGGAGUAGGACACUAGCUGAAUCGCAAAAAAGUAAUCAAAACGGUAACAUACAACAGCGCUACGAUCGUGAUCAAUCAAGCGGCCGCAGCACGCAGACACGACAACAACGGCGUAAGCAGAAGGAUAUGUCGUUCCCUGGAACUUUGUCUGGGAAUAAUAAAAGUGUAACAUGUCCUCCGGUGAUUUGUCUACCGUCAGAAGAAGGCAAAAGAAGUGAGGAGCAACAGUGUUGUUCAAAAGCUAUCGAUGAUGAUUCCAAACUGGAAAGGAGCAAUUCUCGUAAAACUGCUGAUACAGAAUACAGCUUCGAAGAGGGUGCGUUUCCUUGUCUUUCUGAAGAAAUAUCUCCAGUGGUAGAGGUAAAAGAAUCAAAAUUGAGGAGUAAGCCAACAUUUAGUUCAGUAGCCGCUGGUAAAAGAGAAGGGAAGAAGGAAACAAAGGAAAGGAAAAGUUAUGCACAGACGCUGAAGCAAAAUAAUGGGGUAGAAAUGGCAGUUUGUUGUGUUUCUGGGGUGAACAUGACAGCUUUUACGUGUUGCAAUAUUGCUCACCUCCUUACGACGCACUUCCGCAUUCCCGAUCCGUCCACAGGAGGAGUUCUUAACGCUUUUAAUCAGUAA